Messenger RNA from Dendrobium catenatum, 1839 nucleotides. RefSeq names its product growth-regulating factor 5. Gene Ontology annotation, cellular component: nucleus. Bases 160 to 1551 code for a protein of 463 amino acids. NCBI's taxonomy places the organism in Eukaryota, Viridiplantae, Streptophyta, Magnoliopsida, Asparagales, Orchidaceae. Gene Ontology annotation, molecular function: ATP binding. The record is from RefSeq and is a predicted model, not a curated record. The transcript is spliced from 6 exons. Gene Ontology annotation, biological process: DNA-templated transcription; developmental process; regulation of DNA-templated transcription.
AAUUGCUUUAAAAGCAGGGAUUCCAUUUGCAUUUUUAACGACCUUGACGUCCAUCGUCGUAUGUAAGUCAUACCUGACUAUAUACAUUUGUGAAGUUUCCAGAAGGCAAUAGUAGGUCGAAGCCGGAAGAUUGAGAGAGAGAGAGAGAGAGAGAGAGAGAUGACGAGGGGGAAGCAGAAGAUUGAGGCGCAGAAAAGAAACGCGGAGAAGAACCAGAAGUCCAAAGGCUCUCAGCUCGAAGCCAGGGCCGUCGCUCUCAAAUCCAGCUGCCCAAUCUGCAAGGUUCAACUUGCAAAUGGCAAACGAGAAGCUAAACUUUACUCCCGUGUUCUAGCUCUUCUGAGCUCACAUAUCUUCUUCUUUCACUUCUCAUUAUUUUUUACCAUUUUCUUUCUCCCCCUUUCUUCUUCUCUUCUUCCUGUAGGCGAAGAGAUGAGUAGCAUGGCGGCGGCGGGGUCGGGGGGAAAGGGGUGGAUGCAGAUGCCUUCGACGGCUGUAGCGGCGGAGAUGGGAUGGAGACAACCGUUCACAGCGGCGCAGUGGCGGGAACUGGAGCACCAGGCGCUGAUCUUUAAGUAUCUGGUGGCAGGAGUUCCAGUGCCUCCGGAUCUUCUAAUCCCUAUUCAACGAAGCUUGGAGGCCUUGCCGUCUCGCUUCUACCAUCAUUAUCCCGCGCAUUCGAGUCCAGUGGGCUAUUUUUCUUACUACGGCAAGAAGUUAGACCCGGAGCCAGGGCGGUGCAGGAGGACUGAUGGAAAGAAGUGGCGGUGCUCCAAGGAUGCACAUCCUGACUCCAAGUAUUGCGAGCGGCAUAUGCACCGCAGUCGCAACCGUUCAAGAAAGCAUGUGGAAUCUAAAAGCAACAUCUCCCCGCAGCAGUCUCAAUCGAAUAUAUCCUCUUCUUCAACUUCUACAUCUCAUGUGGCUUUGGGGAGCAGUGGAAGCUUCCAAAACAUUUCAAUGCAAUCUGCUAUGACUGGUGCAAGCAAAACUCAGGGUCUUUGUUCAGGCACUUCUGCUUCUUCUCACCUGCAAUCAGAUUCUCAACAUUAUGGCAAAGAGUACAGGUACCUUCAUGGAGCUAAGAUUGAUCUGGAUAAGCACAACUUUUUCUCGGAAUAUCCUGGAAGCUUACAGACUGACCUCAGCGUGAAUUCUUCACCAGAUAACUCAUGGGGCCUCAUGCCAUCCCAAGUCCCUUCGUUUUCCAUCUCAAAAGGAAAAACCAGUAAUCCAUAUGGCCAUUAUUCAUCCCAGCUUCAUGCAAUGCAAAAUCUGAAUGAAGUAACCAUGAGAUCAAUACCAAAACAGCAGGAGCAGCUGCAUUCCUACUUCAAAAGUAAUUUUGGCUUACCCGACCCAGCAAAGCAGGAAUGUCAGGGUCUUGGGACUGCAUUUAAUGAGUGGCCCAAGGCAAGGGAAUCAUGGCUGGACUUGAAAGACGAGCAUUCAGAGAGAAAUUCCUUCUCUGCUACUCAGCUCUCGAUUUCGAUCCCAAUGGCCUCUUCAGAUUUCUCCACCACUACUUGCUGCUCUCCAAAUGAUGAUUGAAGGGAAAUGUUAGCUCAGUCCUCUUCUAGAUGAAGUCUUUGCUCUACCUCUAAUGGUAGAGAAUUUUGUGCUGUAUGAUUUGGUUACAGGCUGGGUUAACUCCUACGCAGUAUAUUAGUGUCAGGGGAUUUCUUUUGUAUCUCUCAACUUUGUUUGUACUAGUAACUUGAUAUUAGAACUGUAUUUUGCUAACCAUGUAUUAUUUGUAAUGUCUGCCAGGAAUGAAAAUUGCUUUUAAAGGGCCUAGAGGUACGAAGUAUUAAGUAUAUAUUCUUCUUUGAAGUUCUA